Messenger RNA from Anoplopoma fimbria (sablefish), 2307 nucleotides. RefSeq names its product FAM161 centrosomal protein A (gene fam161a). Lineage: Eukaryota; Metazoa; Chordata; Actinopteri; Perciformes; Anoplopomatidae. Gene Ontology annotation, biological process: cilium organization. Bases 1 to 2307 code for a protein of 768 amino acids. Gene Ontology annotation, cellular component: cilium. The record is from RefSeq and is a predicted model, not a curated record. The transcript is spliced from 7 exons.
AUGGCGAACGCGCACCGGACAAACGUUCUGGUGACGUCAUGUCUGAAGACGCCGGUUGACCCGCACACAAAAGCCCCGCUAGCUUCUUACGAGAGAGGGCUGCCGUACACGGGGACGAGUCACCAUGACAACCGGGACUACGAGAAGGAGCUGGAGUAUGAGGACUCUGGCUCUGAUUUCUGUGACGAGGACUACGCGGGGAAGGGCGGUCCUCCCAUGAGGACGGACUACAGAGCAGCAGGAGACCGCUUCGACCUGAGCGGAAUCUUCUUCUCCAACGAGGAGUACUACAGCAAGCUGGAGGAGCUGAAGAAGGCCCACCUUCGCACCAUGGCCGAGCUGGAGAGCAUGUAUCGGCGGAAGCUGCAGCUGAAGGCCAUGGAGCCUCUGGACCUGACGGCGCUGGAGACCGGCAGGCACAGGCUCCCGUGGUCAAACAGCAGCCCGGCAGCUUCACGUCGUUUUAGGAAGUCGCACUCUGCCAUUGAACUCAGGAGAGGCUCCGGACAGUCAGACUCUUCAGACGAAGAAGAAGCCGAAGCGGCCGUUAACGAUGUGGAAAAAGGUCUUGUUUUUUCCCCAAAAGAACACAUCAAGAACAUGUGGCGCGACUUCAAGCUGUCCUCUAACAAUCACCACCUGUCCUCCUCCUCGGUGCAGAGCCUGCCGGCAGACCAGAGGACACCACGAAGAGGGAGAGGAAGAGGAAGGAAGAGGCGGGAGGGUGAAGACGGAGAUCAGGAGCUCUGGAAACACAGAAUAACCGUCCCGAAACCUUUCCAGAUGAUGGUGCGCGAGGCGGAGAGGUCAAAGCGCAGCCUCAAGACGCGUGCAGAGAUCGAGCAGGAGAACGCGCUGCUGAGACGACAGCUGGAAGAACUGACAGAGUGCCAGAGGAAGUUCCGUGCCAGCAGCGUGCCGGCUCACGUUCACCUCCCGCUCUACGGAGAGCUGCAGGAGCGCAGAGAGGAACGACGGCGAUCGAGAGAGCGAGAAGAUCGGCACCCUCGAUCCACCCAGAAGCCCUUCAGCUUCCUGGAGAGGGAGCGGCUGAAGAAGGAGCAGAAACAGCUGCACCCCCGACAGCCGUCCGACCAGGAGAGAGUCAAACCCUUCAAGGCCAAGCCCGUGCCCAAGGCCGUGUACGCGGCGGCGUCAGGCGAGCAGAUGAAGGAGGAGCAGCUGUACCGCUCCAUCAAGAUGCAGAUGAGAGCGCAGGAGAUGCUCCACAGCGCCUCCAUGCCUCCCAGCAUGCUCGCACGACGCCUCAGCGACCGCAAGAAGACCAACGCAGACGGAGGGGACGACAGCUUCUCCCACAGGCCGCACAUCAACGCGGAGGUGCCCGACUUCGACGCCAGCUACCGGCGCUUCCAGAGACACCUGGAGAAACAGAAGGACAUGAAGCCCACGACCUCGUGCGAACCCUUUGAGUUGAGGACGUCCCGCAUCACUUCGCACCGCGAGCGCAUCCUGGCCGACAUCGAGAAGGAGCAGAGCAGCCCUCGGAUGAACCGCUGGCCCUACGUCAGCCCCGGGCCGCUGCGGAGGGCCAACUCCAGUCUGUGUUCGUCGCUCUCCGGCAGCCUGGAGAUCCUGCCCAACAAAGUCACAGACGCCAGCAAGAAGCGGGAGGAGGCCGUGAGAAAGCUGCUGGAGCAGAGGAAGAAGGCUGAGGAGGAGGAGGAGCGGUGGAAGGACAGGCAGAAGCGGAGGGAGAAGAAGCUGCAGAGGGUGGUGUUGAAACGUGCCCAGGCCAACGACCCCCACCUGGCCCUGUCGCAGACACACCCGACCAAACUCAAAGAAUUCAGGAAACAGGAGCUGCAGCGCAAGAAGGAGUACCAGCAGGAGAUCAAAGAGAUGCAGCAGAGAGUGAAGGGGAGGCCGCUGCUGCUGGAGCAGGUGGCCCAGAGGAACGCCAAGCAGGCAGCAGAGAAGCGCUACACAGACGCCGUGCACGGGUGUGAUCUGACCGAAGAGUUCAUCAGCAGCAAGGCCGAGAAAUCCGGAUCCGCACGCAAAACCUCAACAUCCAGUGACUACAAACACAGUGACCAAGAGGAGCCCGACAUGGGAUACAAACCCGUCCACUACAGGAAGGUUUUCCUGGACGACGGGGACGUUGACCCAAAGGACGGAGGGAGCGACAAAGCUUCACACGGCCGCCGCUCGGAUCAGGAUCACCGCGGCGAUCACGGUGACCGCUCUUCAGAUGAAAGCUACCACUACUCGGACGACCAUGAGAAUUAUUCAGACGACAGCGAGCACGACGCCGACACCAGAGAGCAGGAAGCAGGGGAGUGA